Molecule: messenger RNA, 8679 nt
Organism: Neopelma chrysocephalum (saffron-crested tyrant-manakin)
Lineage: Eukaryota; Metazoa; Chordata; Aves; Passeriformes; Pipridae
Gene: DNAJC12
Product: DnaJ heat shock protein family (Hsp40) member C12
Exons: 7
Coding region: 2343-2933 (196 amino acids)
Cellular component (GO): cytoplasm
Source: RefSeq, a predicted model, not a curated record
ACUCAGCACCAUAGCCCCUUGUCCUCUGGGAUAACACCUUAGCCCCCUGUCUUCUGGGAUUUUGUACCGCGGUGCUCGAGCUCCCGAGCUGCAGGAGCCUUCUGUGGGGUCAGCCCCCGUCUGAACAGCGGCUCCUGGGUUUGCUCUAAUAGCAGCCCCAAGUUCAUUCGUUCCCGCGUGCCCUGGAGGGGUGCUGCUCUCUGUGGUGCCCGCUGGUUUUUCUAGCGGUCUCUUUCGUGAUGUGAUUUGUAGGGGCGGUCCUUAGUGCCCUACCGUGAUGCUGAAGUGGGUCUGUCACCGCGUGGCAAACACGGAGGUACCGCCCGUGGGCUUUCCGUGGUGUAGCGUUGCUUUCUGCCCCUGGGUCUGGGCUGGAGACAACUCGGCUACAAAUGUAAAUAUUUUUUUAACGUUACUGCUCAACAUCACAAGCUGUUUGCAGAAGAGUUUUAGUGAAUUUAAUACAAUGGAAUCCCUAGGUUUAGUGACAAGACCCAGAUUACACAGGUAGAAUUUCCUCCUUUCAGGCCUUGAUAGCUGACAGUUUUUAAAAGACUGGCUUGAAAUUGUUGUCACAUGGGUUUUGGCUUCAAAAGGGAUUAUUUUAUAGAUAACUGACUUUAUAGGUGGUCUAUGUAUUUGUAGGGGAGGGAAUGAUUUUUUUUUUUGUGGUUCUUUCAGGUAUUAACAACCCUGAAAAAUACGUACGUGCCAUUUUCCACACUGUCUCGAAACAAGCUGCUGAGAAACCAGGUGUGAAUCAGAUAGUUUUUAUUUUUCUGUGCAAAUUUACAUGCAAGCAUUCUUUUUCCUUACUGAAGCUGAGGCAAGAAUCAGAUUUAUUAAGAAGCACAUGCAAGGUGGUUUUGUCAGCAUACAAAGGAGAGAUGGGGCUUUAAUGUUCUUGUUUUGUUGGUUAUUUAUGUGAAGACUGCGUUCUAAGGAAGAAAAUCUGUAAGUGAUGUAGAUAUAUCAUCUGAAGGUAUUGGUGAGGGAGUGACUUGAGGAUCCUAAAGCUGCCUCUGAUAUUGCAGACAUUUAUCACAGUAAUAAUGGUGUUGCAGUAGUUACCCUUAGUUUGGGAAGUCUGUUUGGCAGUGCUUUGUCCUCUUCCAUUUCUGCUUCUCUGAGCUUGUGUGGGGACAGGGAUGGAGCAUGAAAUGCAAAACUCAAAUGAGCCAUAUUGUGCCUUGAACUUCUUCUAAAUGUGCACUCUGCCCUGAGGAAGCAAAACCACUGAAGUCAGUUGAGAAGAAGUGGUCCUGGAGGAUCUGGUGUAUUUAGAGGAAUAAAUUCAAAUAGAUUUCCAGAUCUUGCUGCUUUAUUUAAAGGGCUAUUUGUGACUUUUACAGGGUGUUGGUAAACGUCCUGUUAUACUGAACCAGAAUUUAGUUUUGCACUUGGAUCUAAACAAGCAAAACUGUUGGUCUGUGCUGGGACUGAAUAGAUGUGGUUUGUUGGUGGUUGGGUACAGAGAACAAAUACAAGAUUUCCUCACUUCCAGAACUGUUUGUACCUCCUGAGCAACACUAACCACAGCGUGUGCCAUGUCCUGUGCUGUGAUUACAUUUCAAAUAAACUUUAUGUCCUGGGGCUAAUCUUUGGGGUUUUUUCCUGUGUAUUACAUGUUCUCCUUUUUGAUGAUGCUUUGGGAGUUGCCCCACUGAAGUCAGGAGGAAGAGUAGGAGGCUGAGUUGAUAUUUGGUGUCAGUGUUUUGUGUCCUCUGUACACAACCCUUCAGGGCCUUUGUGCCCCAAGGCCUGGGGGUAUCCAGGGGGCAGGGGCACAGCUGUGGGCACUGCUGCAGUUUGGAUCAAAGCCCGUGUUUAUUUGGCCUCAGCAGUUUUAAUUUUGUCAGAUACGUGACUGAUACACAGGAGCUGUUUGGUUUUGAGGAGUGAUGUGUAUGUACCCGAGGAAGCCUUGGAGAGUCGAUUGCCCCAUUUUUGUUGAGGUGACCGACAGACUUUGGCAAGUGGCUGCACAGGUACUGGCGUGAGCGGAAUCUCGGCCAGGAUUCGGUCAGUGCCCAGAACUCUGGUCUGGGCGGGAUCCUCAGUUUAACGAUGAAGUGACUCUGACAACUACAAAUCCCAGGGAGCUUUGCUGGGAGCAGGGUUGUGCAGGAGGGUUGGCAUCCUGCAGGGACCAAUGGCAGGAGAGAACUCCUGCAAUCCCUGCGUGUCAGCUGCCAGCGCUCCAAAGCACCGGAGAGAGCUGGAGACCGGCGGGGGAGCUGCCUGUUGCCCUGGGCUGAUUUAAAGUCCUGUGUGAGCUCUGAAUUGAUAUUGUGUUCUACAACCUCUGUGCCGGCUGGAAAAAGCCCGCGGGAGUAGUGCCGAUGGAUGCGAUCCUGAACUGCAGCGCGGAGGAUUUGGAGGAUUACUACAACUUGCUGGGAUGCGACGAGCUAUCGACGGUUGAACAAAUUCUUGCAGAAUAUAAGAUUAAAGCCCUUGAAUGUCAUCCUGACAAGCAUCCUGGAAACCCCAAAGCAGUGGAGAGUUUCCAGAAGCUGCAGCAAGCUAAGGAGAUUCUCACUAACGAAGAGAGCCGGGCGCGCUACGAUUACUGGCGACGAAGCCACAUCACCAUCCCCUUCCAGCAGUGGGAGGCCCUGAGCAGCUCCGUGAAAACGUCAAUGCACUGGGCUGUCCAAAGUAAGAAGGACCAAAUGCUGGAGGCUCCUGACUUCAGUAAUACCAACAUAACUAAUGAGAUUUGGACCCAACAGACGGAAAACAAUGAAGAUGGAUUGUUGGGAGGGAACAGAGAGCAAGAAGAUGUUGCAAUUCCUGAUGUGAAACCACAGCCUUCAAAGAAUCCAGACUCCCCAAGAUUUUCAGAGGGAAAUUACUGGCACUUGCGUUUCCGCUGGUCAGGUGAUGCUCCGUCAGACCUCCUGAGGAAAUUCAGAAACUAUGAGAUCUAAAAUGCAAAAUAUACAAGAGCAUGAGAUCACGUGUUCAACAGUUCAGUAUUUCUUUUGGCAGCAGUUAUAAGUUAUUUGUGUUUUGUAUUCACUCAUUGUAAUGUGAACGUUGUUCCAAUCAAUGUCUAAAUACUGAUUUCACACACGUGCUGUGAGCAUUGCAGGUGGAGAUCUUUUUGUUUAACAAGCAAAGCCUUUUCAGUAUUAACAUGAAAUGAUUUUGUGAAGUUAUCUUGUAUCUUAUAUAUUGUUUCUUGUAUUCUGAAAUACUGUGUAGUGGUUAAUAUUUCUCUGAGUGCUGUGAUGUUAUAAAGAACAUACUCUCAGUAGAACCAAAAGCCAAUGUUGGACUCCAGGGUAUCAUUCUAUUCAGAGAUGACCAUCCUAAAGCUGUUUGACAAUUAACUGUAAACAAAACUGUGAUUAUUUCUGAACUCUGUGCUCUGCUUCACUUCUCCAUGGCAUUGUACUCACUGCAGUAAUUUAUAAUGCAGGCAUUACAAACUUAACUUGUUGGAGAAUUGUGAUCUUACGAUAGAGGUGAAAAAAGAAGAUCCUUACUAUCCAAGAAGGUCACUGUGAUAGAUCAAGCACUCCUAAAAAAUCUCUUGCUUUCUACCCUAAUGAGUACACUUUUUGCACCAGCUAUUUAUUUUGGAAGGCAGUUCCAAAACUUUACUUGUCCAGUUAGCAAUGUUUUUUAAUUAAGAUUUAUUGGUGGACAACUGAUCCUCCUUGUUUUGUGUGCCAGCAUUGUCCUGUGGCUUCGCAGCAAUUUCCCACCCUGCUCAGGUGGGGGUAGACAUGGUUUUAUCAGGGUUUUGUAUGGUAGGAAUGAAGAAUAAGAGAAGCCAACACUUAUGUGUACAAAAUCUCACAUGCUAGGUUUUGGAUAUUUUGGGCAGCUUCUCAAAUUCUAUGUAGCUGUUUAUUUAUUUUGUAUUUGCUUUCUUCUUUGCAAAUCUGGCUAAUAUGUCAGACUUCGUGGUUUUGUGUCGGCAGAUAAUUCCAUCAGCAGCAAAUAAAACUGCCUGCAUACAGAAAAGGGGUUGCUUUCAUCUUUUUAAUUAAAUCCUUCACCCACCACAGAGAUCCCUUUAGAAUUUCUUAUUAUUUGCACCCUCAGUGGGUAAAAGCUUAAGGGAGCUUAAGUUAUGCAUCUUGGGCAUCUCACUGGGAAGUAUAACCUAAAAAGUACAAUGUUCUGCCAACAUGGAAACAGUGCUAUGAUGUCUGUCUCCCUCAUGCAGGGCUGAUGUGCUGACUGACCUACUGUGCUUCUCCUUGCGUAUUUUGCAGCUGGAAACAUUAUAGAGAUGAGAUUAAUAAUUCUCUAAUAUCUGAUAAAUGUAAUCAGUGGGGUUUUUUAGUGCUUUACUUCAUACAAAGGUGUUUGCUCAAGAAAGACUUUCAGUCCAUAUUAUAAAGAGGGAUUGGAAACAGUGUCAAACAGUAGUAACAGAAGAAACUGGUUCAUUUGAAGGAUAUACAGUAAUAGGGAACAAUUCUCUCUCUGACAAAAAAAUGGGAAUGCAGCCAACUGGAGCACUUUGAAUCAGGUGACAGCUCAGAUUCUCCUCCCACCAUUUUGCUUGCCAGUAAAAGUAAAAGGGGAUAUUUGGAUGGAUGAUUUAGCACUUAAUGAGCUGGUUUCCCUUGAGAAGUGAGUACACAAUAGACCUUUGAACUGCAGGCUCAUUGUUCGUGUCAUUAAAACUGAUGUCGUGAUUAGCCAAUUAUUGCACGGUUUGUUUUGGCAAAGAACCUUUGGGUGUUUGUUCUGGAUGAAUAAUUGCAGAUAUUUGGAAGAUUCUUAGCCCAGUGAAAGCUGAUGGCAAAACUUGUGUUUUGCAACGUGCCUGCUAGAGAUCAGUACUGUAAUUUGUAUUUGCCCUCUGAAGAGGGCAGGUUAUAACUGGUGCUCCAGAACACCAAUACCAUCAAUACAGCCUUUUUUCUUUUACUAUUUCUCUAUGUGUUAAACUUGAAAUGGUUCUGUAUUUCUCAACUAGAGUUGAAUUAACCUAUUCCUAGCAGAGCAAACCCAGGGGUACUGGAAGACCAGAGGAACCUGUGCAGCUUUUUACAUUUUUUUCCCCCCAAAAAACAGGUGGGACCUGACCUGUUGGCCAGUAACAGUAGUUAGCUGGAAUAAGUGGGCAGCCUAGUUCUUCAUCAUGUUAGAAAGAAAAGAAAUAAACACCUGACAAAUUAGUCAGUGUUAGAUGACUCAGGGUCCACCCUCCAAGGGUAAACUGCUUCUUUGCCUUUUUUUUUUUUAGAAGUUUUUCUGCCAGUAGCAUGAAAAGACCCAGCAAAUAUUUCCCAUAACAUUUUUAUCUGCAGUGUGGUGCCUCAGCCUCUGCAGUGGUGAGCACAUAACACACCUCACAUACUUAAAUUUUGACUGGGUCGGGAGUAGUGAGGUGGAUCUCAGGCUCUGUGAAGAUGUGAUUACGAGCCAAUGGUCAGGUGUACGUGGUUUUCGGUGGCACACAGAGAAUUUAACUUGCUUUACAAAGUGGAAACAGCUGCAAGAGGUUGGUUGUGGGGGGGGAACAACAGCGACAAACCCAGACACGACAUGUUAGAUUAGGGCCCUUGAGUCUCAAGCUGGAGGAAGAGGGCAGUUCUCUGCAAGUGAUGGUAAGGUCUCAUUUUCUUCUUUAGCACUUCUUGUGAGUUGUUUAGGUGGGUAACAAAGGGCUCUGAAUGUUCUGGGUACCUGAGGGGCCUGACUUUGUGUGCUUCCAUCACAACAACUGAGCAUUACUGUGCUGGAGUGCUACAGCUCUGAAUGACUUGGUAUGAGAAUAAACUGUGAGGUGAGCCCAGUUCCUCUGGAGUCCAGUCAAAAGUGUUAAUAAAGCUUGGCAAUUACUGCACUUGUGAGGGCUGAAAAGCUUCAAUGUGGAAGUUACGAGAUAGCAGAUGGGGGUGCAGGUGGAUGAUGAUGAUAAAAUACAGAGAAUGGGGCAUGUUGUUGAAUGCUGUGUUUCUAGGUGUUUGAGACUGUAUUUGUAAGAUCAGAAAUUAAGCAACUAUUUAGCCAGUUGUUUACAGUGUAACUGAGCAGCUGGGGGGGACCCUUGAAUUAUGUAAAAUUAUUAUAAUUUUAUUUACUGCUGUCAUACUUGUUGUGCAAAUGCUGAAUAUGUAAGACAGAGAAUGUUCUAGUUCUUGACAAACUUAUUGUUUUGCCAGUAUUUGCCAGGUUGUUUUGCCAACACUUCCCAUGUAGCAAUGUAAGAGUUAAACUUUGGAUGAUAAAUACAGACAGUAUAUACUUAAAAUCUCAGGCUGAGUAAUGCUGAAUGAUAGGUAAGGUUGGUUCCUGAAUGUUCUUUUCCUCUUUAAAUGAGAUUUAAAAAAAAAAAAAAGUAGUUUAUAAGUUUUAUAAUAGAAGCAAGUAUCCUGAUGAUGAUUAAAAUAGAUACUGGGUAGCUUUAAUUUCCUGAGCAUGAACAUUGCUAUCUUACCUUCCCAGCAGGCUCAUCUCUCGUUUCAGGAUAUGAAAGUGUAAGCAGUGAGGCUGUUGUAAAGCUGAUGAAAUUACACAGCUAAAGAUAAAGCACCUCAGUAAGUUGUCGGGCUCUGUCACUGUCAGAUGGGGAGACGUUUAUCAGUUAGUUUAUGCUGGGUACUUUUGUGGCAGCCCAGUGUACACAUCAUCCUGCUGUUGCAGGAGUUGCCAAGCCUCCCCAUGACGGCAGGCACUGGGUAUGUUUGUGCUUUCACCUUCGCUAUAUUUAGUCUCGUCUCCCUCUGGUGUUAAAGAAGAUGAGACCCUUCAGGUGCUCUGUUAGACACAAGCCCUUCAAAGCUGGGACAGAGUUAUUACAGUGGUACACAGUAUACACUUGGGAGCUUUUAAACGUUUUAGGUCUCUGAUGGAUAUUCUAACCUGUCACAGAUGAUGGAUGCUGGAGAAAAUGAAUUUUCUUUCCUCUAUUCCAUCUUCACACUGGUUUGCUCUUUCUCCCUUCUUCUGGUGGGGCAGUAAUGGAGAGGGGCUACUUUUAGAAAAUGAAGUUUUUUGCCAAAGUUCAGAAUGUUUCCAGCCCUGAUAUGUGUUGUGGUACUCAGUGCUUUGGACAAAAUGAUUUGCCUGCUGCUUUGUCAAAAGUGCUUCUCUUAAAAUAUGGAAGGACUCUUGGCACCAAAGGCAGGCAGCUUUUCUAGGGAGAUGCAGUUUGACUCUUGGGCAUCAGUCCUUACAAAAACGACUUUGUUAGGAUUGUCACAGCUGGUCAUUCAUUUCUUUGGAGCCCCUAAAUUCUGGCUGGGUGGAGAGAGGACUGUCAGCUCCUCCUCUUCCUCACGGACUUUGUGUGAAUGAUGUCUCUGGGUAGGUGGUGGGCAGGAGAAUGAGCAGAAAGGCCCAGAGGAGUAAGAGACUGUUGCAGCUCGUUGGGUCUGGGUGCCUUUGGUGUCUUCUGCUACUUGAGGUCCAGAGCUCAGGACACUGGUGCUGUGUCUGGAGCUUUAGUAGGCUGUUUGGCAGUCCUUACUUAUUUUCUUCUGUAAUUACAAAAAAUAACUGCAAUUAAAAUCGUAUGGUUCUUCCCCUUUAGUGCCUUGAUGGGAACAUUCUCAUAAACCUCGCUGAUGGGUGAGAGUGAGAAAGAACUUGGGUGUUUGCUGCUGCUCUUUUUUCAACUGCAAAGUUUGGGGGAAAAUCUCAAGUUGAAAAGGUUCACUGAAUGCAAAUACUUCCUACAGUGAGCAGAGUUUAGUUGUUUUUCUGACAGACCGGCCUCUUGUUUUUCAAUAUAAAAUUUAAAAUAACUACAUAUUUUGGUGUCAGUCAUUUGACAUUUCCAGCCCCUGCAAGGUCCAGUGAAAAGGACAUCCUGAAAUAAACUUCCUAACAAAUGUUUAUUUGGGUUGGUGCUUUGUCUUCAGAUUUAUGAAAACAAUGAAACAUGUCUUUUGGAAAUAAGACACUGAAACUGGUCAGAAAAAAACCUGUCAACUUCUUCAGUGAUACAGUGGAAAAGAAGGAUUAGCUUGGCCACUGUGUUUAGGAAUUUGGGUCUUUCAAUACUAUCUCUUUAUUAAUUUGGAAAGCCCCCCAAAACUGCGUUACACAAAAUGGUGUUUCUCUCUUCUGUUUGAGAUUACAGAGGUGGGAAGGAUCUUCAAAUUAUAAAGGAAAAAAAAAUAAUUUAAUUUCUUGGCUGAUUAAACAAAAUCAGGCCUUAUAUGUGGAAAAUAGGGUGGGUUUUUUUGAAGUUAUCUGAAAUGUGCACAGUCCCCCAAAAUUUUGAUAUUUUGCAGAGUGACUAACGUGUUGUACUGUUCUUAACACAGAAUUUUAAGCUGCUGUGAGAAUAUAAAUAUGCUAAGGAGAAAGUAGCACAUGUACUGCACCUUAGCAAAGGAUAUAUAUGUUGGUAUUGAAUUUAAAAACUGCCUCCUCUUCAAUGUCUGAGAUAAGAUGUCCAAUUCCAGUAUCCACUGGCACAUACUUUCACCUGUGAGAACUUAAGAGAAAUGCCUGAUAUUAUGGUCAUAUAUUACACAGUCCCGUUGUCAGUUAUUUAGCAGUUUAAGAUUCCCUCUAAAGUGUACCUUCUAACUUACAUGUGCCCUAACAGAAACAAACACCAACACCUGAAAUCCCUGGAAAGCCUGGUUAGGGAGCGUUUUGAAAUGUUCAUUUUGCUGCCAGCUUAAACAAUUGUUCGUUUGUUCCCUCUUUUAUUUUUUCUGAGUGGGGAUAAAUCACUGUUUCCUUUUUUUC